Messenger RNA from Peniophora sp. CBMAI 1063, 1722 nucleotides. Lineage: Eukaryota; Fungi; Basidiomycota; Agaricomycetes; Russulales; Peniophoraceae. The record is from the annotation of a GenBank genome assembly.
AUGACUACGGAACGACCCCCAGAGUAUCCCGCCGUCGCGCACCACUCCUAUGCGCCCUCAUCCGACGCGACGAGGCAUUCUAACCCCUCUUCAUCUACGCUCGCCACACUCGAGCCCUCGCAUGCGUUCCCGCCAUCCCAUGCGCCCGGCAGCCCCGAUCUGUCGUACCCAUUCGCCACGACAAACUUGCCACCAGGUAUCACCGAUGAGUACCGUGAGGUUGCCGAGUCUGGUCUCGUCCACCCGGGCGCGGAGCUCAUGCGCGCUGCGACCCGCGUGCCGACGAGGGAUCCGGAGAUGGCGAAGCAUAUGAAGGAUAUGAAUCUUGUUGUGUUCAAGCCGAAUGAUCCUGAGGAUCCGCGUACGUGGAAUACUGCAUAUCGAUGGUAUCUGACCGGUCUGGUCGCGAUGGCCGUCGUUUGCGUUGCCUUCGGUUCCGCCGUCAUCACUGGCGAUUUCGGAGACAUCGAAGAAGAGUUCGGCGUCAGUGAGGUUGUCACUGCGCUGAGCGUCUCGCUCAUGGUCGUCGGCUUCGGACUGGGACCUCUAGCAUGGGGACCGCUAUCCGAGAUGUACGGCCGCCGAUGGCUCUGGAUCUCAUCAUUCUGGAUCUACACCAUCUUCAACAUCCAGUGCGCACUCGCACACAACAUCGGCACGCUCCUGAGCGGCCGUUUCCUCGCUGGCCUGUUCGCGAGCUCUGCGCUCGUCAUCGCCGGCGGCACGAUCUCCGAUCUAUGGGAUAACAACGAGCGUGGAUUCGCUAUCGCGCUCUUCGCCGCUGCGCCUUACGGUGGACCUGUACUCGGUCCUAUCGUUGGUGGUUUCGUCGGCGAGACGAUCGGCUGGAGAUGGAUUUUGUGGGUCAACAUGAUCUUCGCGGGUGUUAUGUCUGUGUUCCUCAGCUUCAUCCCCGAGACGUACGCCCCCGUCAUCCUCAAGAGGCGAGCGCGCAAGUUGCGAGAGGAGACUGGAUCGGACAACUAUGUCACUGAGCAGGAGUUGUUCCCUCGUCCCUUCUCAGACUUGCUCAUCGAGACGCUCAUCCGUCCUUUCGGCAUGUUGAUCACCGAGCCCGUCCUCCUCCUCAUGUCCCUCUACAUCGCCAUGAUCUACGGCCUCCUCUACGCCUUCUUCUUCUCCUUCCCCGUCGUCUUCGGCGAGGACUACGGCUGGAACGACGGCCUCGUCGGCCUCUCGUUCUGCCCCAUCCUCAUCGGCGUCGCCCUCGCGCUCUUCGUCACUCCAUGGCUAGAGAAGAAGUACCUCGAGCAGGCGCGCAAGAAGGGCGGCAAGGCCGAUCCCGAGGACCGGUUGCUGGGCAUGAUGAUCAGCGCGCCGUGGAUCCCGAUAUCGCUGUUCAUCUUCGCGUGGACGUCGCCGCCUAUUGUGCCGCCUGGAGGCGGGCACUGGGUCGGACCCGUCAGCGCUGGCAUCCCCUUUGGAUUCGGAAUGGUCGUCGUGUACUUUAGCGCCAACGCGUAUUUGAUUGAUACGUUCCAUACUUGUGUCGCAUCCGCGCUUUCGGCCAAGACGGUCGUGCGUAGUGGUGCCGGCGCGGCGAUGCCGCUGUUCAUGGUGGCCAUGUUCCAUAAUCUGGGGAACGAGUGGGCCGCUACGUUACUUGCCUUCUUGGCCCUCGCAAUCGUACCUAUACCCUACGCCUUCUACUUCUACGGGAAACAGAUCCGUUCCCGCUCAAAACUGGCCGGAGCGGCGUAA